AAACGACGCGAUGACCGCUCUCACGUUCCUCUCUGAUAAGAUUCUAAUUUGGUCAAUCGGAAUAUAAUUUUUAUGUGUUCGCUUGGUCACGUGAUUCGAUCUCUACCGACGUCCCUUUGUGUUCGCGCGAGUUGUGUGUACGGAAAAGACCGUGUUUGAGCUAUCCGUUUGGCGUUUCGUUUCAUUUUAGAAUGAAUAAUUAUAAAUUUCCUUGGCUGUUAGCUACAACGAAUUAGUCGCCAGUGAACAGAAGCGACGGUCGGACACGGGAUUUCGUCACCCAUUGAAGGAACCGCGUAAGGUUUGAAACGUUUGUAAGGUUGAAAAAACGAGGUUAAGUCCUCCUCAUUCUUCGGCUGCCCUAACCUUAUCGAUUCGACGCUACGGCGGUGACGGCAGGCUCACCGGACCGCGACAGAAUUUUUCCGGGAGGAACAUGAGGUCCGUAUUCUCCGCGUUUUCCUCGACGAGCACAGACGCGUCCGCUGCUGCGGCGUGACGCCGCGAAUCUCUGGUCGCGCGCGGCUAACCUCAUCUCACCGACAUGAGCUACAACAAGAAGGUGGCGUACUUCUACAAUCCGGAGGUGGGUAACUUCCACUAUGGACCAGGCCAUCCGAUGAAGCCGCACCGGCUGUCCGUGAUCCACAGCCUCGUGCUCAACUACGGCCUCCACCGGAAGAUGCAGAUCUACCGGCCGUACCGCGCCAGCACUCACGACAUGUGCCGCUUCCACUCGGAGGACUACGUUGAUUUCUUACAGCGCGUCACGCCGCAGAAUCUGCAGGGCUACACCAAGUACCUCAGCCACUUCAAUGUGGGAGAUGAUUGUCCCGUGUUCGACGGCCUCUUCGACUUCUGCUCGAUGUACACCGGCGCCUCGCUGGACGGCGCGACCAAGUUGAACAACAACUGCUGCGACAUCGCCGUGAACUGGAGCGGUGGCCUCCACCACGCCAAAAAGUUCGAGGCGUCCGGCUUCUGUUACAUUAACGACAUUGUGAUCGCCAUACUGGAAUUGCUUAAGUACCGCGCCCGGGUGUUGUACAUAGACAUAGACGUGCAUCACGGGGACGGCGUGCAGGAGGCCUUCUACCUGACCGAUCGCGUCAUGACCGUGUCGUUCCACAAGUACGGCAACUACUUCUUCCCUGGCACCGGCGACAUGUACGAGAUCGGCGCCGAGAGCGGCCGUUACUACUCCGUGAACGUGCCGCUGAAGGAGGGGAUCGAUGAUACGUCGUACAUCCAGGUCUUCAAGCCCGUCAUCUCCCAUGUGAUGGAGUUCUUCCAGCCCACGGCGAUAGUUCUUCAGUGCGGCGCCGAUUCCCUCGCGAACGAUCGACUCGGCUGUUUCAGCCUCAGCACCAAGGGGCACGGCGAGUGCGUAAAGUUCGUGAGGGACCUGAACGUGCCGUUACUGACUGUUGGCGGCGGCGGCUACACCCUGCGGAAUGUCGCCAGGUGUUGGACCUACGAGACGUCCCUGCUGGUGGACGAGCAGAUCAGCAACGAGCUCCCGUACACUGAGUACCUGGAGUACUUCGCGCCUGACUUUACCUUGCAUCCCGAGGUCGUCACUAGACAGGACAACGCCAACAGUAAGCAGUAUCUGGAGGCGAUCACACGGCACGUUUGCGACAAUCUUAAGAUGAUUCAGCACUCGCCGAGCGUGCAGAUGCACGACGUCCCGUGCGACGCGUUGCCGCCUGAGGAGGAAAGGCAGCCCGAGCCGGAUCCGGACUCGCGACAGAAUCCACAGGAUACGGACAAGAUCGUCGAACCGGCGAACGAAUACUACGCCGGCGACAAGGAUCAAGACAAGAUUGACGUGAACGAUUCGUGAUAGAGACAGUAUUACGGUUUACGAGGUCACGUGAAAAUAACGUAAGAAUCGCAUUUCGAUUCUUUGUAUAAUUCAGUAGAACCAGCGGAAUUCAAGCGCAAAUUGUAUACAUUUGGAAUUCAUCUAUGUCGAUUGACUGCAAACUGCCGUAAAACGUGCCGAGAUUAUUUUCUAUGACUGAUUCUAAGACAAUGUAAAAGAUAUUGUGCAAUUAUUAAAAAUUUUAACUUUUAACGAAACUAAUAAUAUAUAGGAACAAAAUGACAUGCGUUAUUCGAACACUUUUUAUGUACGAAAAAGAUGUAAAUAUAAAAGCUGUACAGACUGAAUUGUUUAUACCGACUGCAAAACAAGCUUAUUUUAUUCAAAUAAAUCUUGCAGAUUUUGAACAAG
Molecule: messenger RNA, 2239 nt
Organism: Monomorium pharaonis (pharaoh ant)
Lineage: Eukaryota; Metazoa; Arthropoda; Insecta; Hymenoptera; Formicidae
Gene: HDAC3
Product: histone deacetylase 3
Exons: 1
Coding region: 545-1846 (433 amino acids)
Molecular function (GO): histone deacetylase activity
Source: RefSeq, a predicted model, not a curated record